Molecule: messenger RNA, 1509 nt
Organism: Sclerotinia sclerotiorum 1980 UF-70
Lineage: Eukaryota; Fungi; Ascomycota; Leotiomycetes; Helotiales; Sclerotiniaceae
Exons: 1
Coding region: 1-1509 (502 amino acids)
Biological process (GO): regulation of translational initiation
Cellular component (GO): cytoplasm
Source: RefSeq, a predicted model, not a curated record
AUGGCUUCUCAAAGCGACAUGCAGGACCUUCUUCGGCUCUUCACAACCGGUCGUAACAAAGUCCCCAUACUCACAGCAAUGCAACGCGUCAAAGCCCUUCAAACUGCGUCUAUACUUCCAUCUAUCUCAGCCGUCGCAUCGACACCUCUUGAUACUCUCCAAUCCGCACUUUCUAUUGACGAGAAAGCUGCGAAAUCUCUAAUUACUGCUUGUAAGAAUGCGUCUAAAACAGCAGGCAAACGGUCCGCCGGCGAGAUUGAUACUACCAGUAAACAAGAAGUCAAACGUGUUAAAACAUUCGAGUCGGCGUAUUCUUUACCAGUUGAGCAAACAGAGGAGGAAUUAGAAAAGAGCUUGGAGUUACCAGAGAGUGUGAGAGAUGAAGAAAGGAUUAAAAAGACCAAGAUUUUUACAAAUAGAGCACCACUGGUAUUGGUAUGGGCAUUGCAGCUAUUGAAGUAUACGCUGCCGGGACAAAAGUUAAGUGGGAGAUUGAGUUUAGCGCAGGCGUUGGUUAGUGCGAAUAGUAAGAGUAAGGCGGAGAGCUUGGGAUUGAAGGGUAAGGGGAAGGAUGAGGAUGAAGGCAAAGGAUGGCCAAGGUUAAAGAUUAUGGGGAGGGAGAUUGGUGUUUUGAAGAGAGGGGGAUAUGGCAGUGGGUCAGAUGAAGGCAAAGCGGAGAGUGAAGUAAAGAUGGAAGAAGAGAAAUUUGCGAUCGGGAAAGAUUUGAUUAAUGAAUGGGCUGUCUCCACCCCGAUAGUAUCCAAAGGCUCAAAGUUCAUUGCCCGCUCAAUAUCAGUAUCCUCACCCAGUCAAGCUCUUACCUAUCUCCAAAUUCUCCUCAAGGAUCCAAGCAUUUCGGACGCAAGCCAUAACGUCACAGCUUUCCGCAUCCAAGGUGAUCAUGGAAUGAUCGAAGAUUGUAAGGACGAUGGUGAAUCAGGCGGUGGCACGCAUAUACUGGGGAUACUUCAAAAUAACAACAUGGUUGAUGUUUUGCUUGUUGUCUCCAGAUGGUAUGGAGGCGUCAUGUUAGGGCCUGACCGUUGGCGAAUCAUGACACAAGUGUGUAACGAUGCAUUAUCACAACGCUUGAGAGUAGCGGGGAAAAUAGGAGGAGAACAAUUAUGGGGGUUAGAUAUUGAAGCGAUGAAUUCUUCAAAUGUUGGAAGUAGUAUGCCCAUUCAUAGACCGGAGGGUGCGAGGAGAUAUGUUUUCAAUGCUUUUGCUCCACCUCCUGAUGAUGAAAUUGGGGAGAAGGACAGGAGCAAAAGGAAGAAAAGUGCGAAAGCGAUAGCUGAAGAGAAAGAGGGAAAUCUAGGAUUGCUGAUGGGAGCACUAGAUUUAUUGUUUGAGAGUUGGGUUGACCAUAUAGGGAGGGACGAGUUAGAUAGAAGGGCUUGGGGAUGGUAUGUGCAGAUUAGACCGGAAGUAGAGAGUGGAGUCGCGGGGUGGGGCGGAAAAGGAGUGGUGAAGUUGAGUGAGAUAUUGGCUUUAAGGAGAAGGACGUGA